AUGGCUUCAAUCAAUUACACUCCUAUAGGCUCUCGUUUUUGGAAGACAAUCUUUAAAAUCCUUCCCGAAGUCCAUGAGAAUGUUUAUGUGAAUGUUAGAGAAGGAAAAACUUCUAUUUGGUUUGAUAAGUGGUUGAGUAGUUGUCCCCUUGGGGAGUGUUCUCACACGGUCCAGCAUCCUGAGUUUAGGAUUCAAGAUUGUUGGGAGUCGAAGAAUUGGGAUAAUGAUAUGCUAAAAGAUUUGGUAGGGGUUCCAAAAACGAAUGAGAUUUUGUUGUCAUCUAUAAAGCACAAAUCGGUGCCUGACGUGUUUAUUUGGAAGCCUUCCAUUGAUGGAAAAUUUUCAGCUGUCUCGGCUUGGGAGUUUCAAGGUUCCACAAAGAAGAAGAAAAGGAUGAAGAGGAAGAAGAUCAAGGUUUUGAUUAGGAGACUAACCUCUAGUUUUAUUAGAUGCAUAUGUGGUGAAGUGAGGAAACUAAUCUCUAGUUUCAUUAGAUGCAUACGUGGUGAAGCAAUGAGGAAACUAAUCUCUAGUUUCAUCAGAUGCAUAUGCAGUGAAGCAAUGAGGAAACUAAUCUCUAGUUUCAUGAGAUCCAUAUGUGAUGAAUCAGAGGAGGAAGUUAGGUCUAGUGCGCCAAUGUUACAGACUUCUCUGGCAAUAUCAAGCUUGGAUCUUAGCUGCCCAACCUCAGACUGGGAGUACUCAUGUAGCAACUCAAGAACUACUAAUGACGAUGCCUCAAAGGAAAGCCUGCAAAGUCUACCGAUUUCCCCAUCCAAUUUGGACUUCUGCAUCAACUUGACCUCUAAUGGUGCAUUGGAUCCAAGCCUGGACUGGUGUAGCGAAUCGAGCAGUAAUAGUGCAUUAUAUUCGUUCAGGGUCGUUGAUUUGAACCUUUGUGUUGAUGAAAUAUGGAAAAAACACUAUUGCAGCCAUCACAAAAUACUUUUGGUGGGUGAAGGAGAUUUCUCAUUUUCUGCUAGUUUGGCGGUGGCUUUUGGAUCUGCUCCCAACAUGGUUGCUACAUCUCUCGACUCUUCUGGGUUUUUGGACAAAAAUUAUAAGAGGGCUAGGGCCAAUAUUGGUGAAUUGAAGUCCAGAGGUUCCACAGUCAUCCACGAUGUUGAUGCUACUGUAAUGACCAAUAACUACUUGCUCAAGGAUAUGAAGUACUUCGAUCGCAUCAUUUUCAAUUUCCCAUAUGCUGGCUUUUUCAAGACAGAGUCAGAGGAGUCCCAGAAAUGCCGCCACCAAACAUUGGUCUGUCUGUUUCUGAAGAAUGCGAAGGAAUUAGUUGCAGACAAGGGUGAAAUUCACAUUACCCACAAAUCAAAUGGUUUCCACCGACGGUGGAAUUUGGAGAGCUUGGCCUCGAGCGUUGGGCUGAGACUUAUAAGUGAGGUGCCAUUUAAUUUCAUUGACUAUCCAGGCUAUCGCACCAAGUGUGGAUUUGGAGGCGAUGGGAACUUCAGGUGCCACCCUUGCAACACAUACAAAUUUGGAUUCUGAAGCACAAAGAAAUGCAUACAGUUUGGAUGUGAUUAACGUACAUACGUAUACGAUUCUGCAGUAAUAUAUAUGUAGCAGUAGGAAUUAAAUGGGAAACUUUUUUAUGAUGUGGAGACUUGCUUUUGAAGUUGUUUGAUCUGGAGUCUUUGUUGUGGAUGUAUCUUGCGUACAUGGUUUUACAUUGGAAAUAUCUUUUUGCGGGGA
Malania oleifera is the source of this 1713-nucleotide messenger RNA. RefSeq lists its product as uncharacterized. Bases 1 to 1509 code for a protein of 502 amino acids. Gene Ontology annotation, cellular component: cytoplasm. The transcript has 6 exons. Gene Ontology annotation, biological process: rRNA base methylation. The record is from RefSeq and is a predicted model, not a curated record. Gene Ontology annotation, molecular function: rRNA (uridine-N3-)-methyltransferase activity. NCBI's taxonomy places the organism in Eukaryota, Viridiplantae, Streptophyta, Magnoliopsida, Santalales, Ximeniaceae.